AUGACUGGCAGUGAGAGUGAUCUCAGGGAUGAAGAUCUUCAGAAACAAGAUUGUAAAGAGAAAGCUUCAAAUAUUGAUGCAAUGGGUUAUUCCUGGGUUUCUGAGCAACCUCCAGCUUGCCAAGAAGAAAGAAUAAACAUUCUGAUUCCACAUCAGAGGAAAUUGAGAAGCCUUCUAGUUACAAGAAAUAAUGUUCUCCUGGAAGAUCUCUCAAAAUCUGUGGACAUUAGUAUUACUGCACUUUCUCAAGAUGAGAAAACAAAGACAUUGUCCACAUGUCCGUGUGGGAAGCAGUUUCAAGAAAGGUCUUACCUUAUUUCCCACCAGAGGAUUCACACUGGUGAGAGCUCUGACUGUAGCCACUGGGGGAAAGAAUUCAAUCAUAAAACAAACGUUAAUAAGGGCAAGUGAAUCCAUACAGGGGAGAAACCCUGUUCCUGUUCUCAGUGUGGGAAAAACUUUCAGCAGAGUUGCCAUGAAGGAAUUCAUGUAAGGAAGAUAAUAUUUAAGUAUCUAGAAUCAGGAAAAACCUUGCAAAAUGAAGAAUUCAUGCUUCAUCUGCAGAGUCAUGAGGCUGAGAGAACAUACAGUUGUUUAAAAAAAAAAAAAAAAAGUGGAAGAUUUGGCCGGUGUCAACCCAUAAGUGGCACAAGAGAAUUCACUUAACCUCUAAAACCCAGGAACAGAAAUGAGGUUAGGAAAGGUCCUGCCUCUGUCUGAAAAGUUUCACAAAGAAUUAUGAAUCCCAAAUACUUUGAGAUUAAAGAACACUUCUAAAUAAAUGGGUCAAGGGGAAAAGAUGUCAGGUAAAACAUGGCAAAGAUGUAAAUAAAAUUUAGUGUUCUAAAGUGUGCAAGGUGAAGAAGAGGACAGCAGGGCCGGCUCUACCCUCUAAUACACGUCUGAGCAGGAUCUGAGAGGAUGGCUUUAGCUUUUCAUUUCAGUAACGAGACCUGAGAAAACCAAAAGGAAAGGUUUAUUUUGAGUCCAUCUCUGAGCUCUCCAUCCAUACUUGUUGAUCUCUUGUUUUGGAUCUGUGGAAGCUCCCUAUAUCAGAAGGGAGUGUGGGCUCAUGGGGGGUCUGAUUACCUCAUGGGGUCCUGCCAGCAAAGGAAGACACAGGAGAUGUUAGAAGUACUAAUGUGACCUGGUGGUGGCGGUGCAUGUCUUUAAUCCCAGCACUCGGGAAGCAGAGGCAGGCAGUUCUCAGUGAGUUUGAGGCCAGCCUGGUCUACGGAUCAAGUACUAGAACAGGCUGCAAAGCUACACAGAGAAACCCUGUCUUGUAAAAAGAAAAAAAAAAGUCCUAUGUCCCCUAAGCAUCUGUUUAUGACCUGGCUUCUUUGCACUAAGCCUUAACCCCAAAGGUCCCAUCACUUCCCAAUAGCAACCAGACUUGUAGCACAAAAACCUGAAACACAGGUAUCAGAGAUCACCGAGGAAGCAUUACUAGUCCUCUCUACAUUAAGAGAAUGAUAAAAGGGAGCUGGAGAGAUGGCUCUGUGGUUAAAAGAAUGGCAGGGAAACCAGUUUGUUCCCAGUGCCCACAUAUCAGCUAACUCCUGUAACUCCAGUUCCAGAGGAUCCAGUGCCCUCAUCUGGUCUCCUCAGGAACUGCACGCACAAAAUACACAGACCUACAUAUAGGCCA
Molecule: messenger RNA, 1651 nt
Organism: Peromyscus maniculatus bairdii (prairie deer mouse)
Lineage: Eukaryota; Metazoa; Chordata; Mammalia; Rodentia; Cricetidae
Source: RefSeq, a predicted model, not a curated record